AUGAUCGGUGGUGGUGGUGAUGGUGGUGGAUCUGAUACAGUUAUCAUCACCAGUGAGUGUACUCAAGUCAUUCUGCCGACCGUCGCCCCCAUCUCACUUCCCACCAACAGUGUGAAAUUACUUCUAGACUGUUGCCCUUCAAAUCUCACACCGGCCUCAACAGUCAUUUGCGACAUCAACAAACUGCAAAUGGCAAACCAGCGCCUGCAGCUCCUACACACGUCCGUCACCUACACUUUCCAUAAGAUAUUCAGACAUCCGAUGCACCUUUACGGCUAUGUGUGUCUCCAUGAAAAUGUUCUCUAAAAUAGCACAAUUGAGACCCCAUCAGAAAACACUGCCCUACCUGCGCAAACGGAACCCAUCGGGCUACAGAUGAUCUAAUAAAUAUCAGCUGCGUAUCAUACAACACUUAUGCAAAUGCGAGCGAUGAGACGGGUCGUUGUCGGUAUGACGGAUGAGAGGCCACGCGUAAUGCACUGUUGCGCCAUCCUCGUUUGUGCAGUGGUGCACAUCGCCGAUUGCGGCAAUUGAACCAUACUUCUGGCGUUUACUCGAUGGCUGACGGCCUAUCCUGCGCCUGGAGAGCAAGCACUGCAAACUGCAGGAUUUAUGCACUGCCUCAGCAUCCACCCACAUCGUAUGGGGACAGGCCUCGCUUUUUUGCAUAUGAACCCAAUGGGAGAUGAAUAAAAACAUCUCUCAUGUCCCCAAUCUCUGGACUGAUAGGGAAGACAUGUUUCAAACAGUCAGAGUCACAGAUUGGACUGAAUAUGUGCGGAUGAAGGUCACUUGCGCUAGAACGACAUGAGCCUCAUAAAGACGGAGUUUUCGGAUGAACCACGCAGAUGGAACGUGAAAACGUGCCAAGCAUAGAGUAGUCAGAGGCACUGCAGUGAACGACAUCAGUAUAGUCAAUGGGAUUUCAUUGUUAGAAGCCAGACUGACAUGAGAGAUUCACCCAGUCAACACGUGAACACGUGCUUGCGUAGACCAAAUCACCACAAAACCGUCCAUUCUCGUAUAAGCAAUGGCGUAUGUGGGCGGGCACAUCCUGUUUACACGAAUAAAUGCGCCAGCUGCCGAAAUGUGUAUAAAAGGCAGCAAAUGCUGCGGAUUCCUUCAAUCUAUAGGAGAACUAGCAUGUCUGCAAACUGUUCAGGACUGUGGUGGCAUCCUCUUCUUCUCUUCUCCCUCUUCUGCUUCAUCGUUCUGCUGAAUGCAGCCACCCCACAGGCGGCCUCAGUGGAAAGAAUCUUAUCAGACGAGCUAGAGGAGGCGGAGGCGGAGAACAUAUUCAAGACAGGGUUGGAGGAGGAGGUGGAGGGUGUGCAGGCGAAUGCAGUCGAGGACGAGGCAGUUGAGGAGCCAGGACGGCCAACUAAUCCACUCAUGCCAGCCGGUUGGUGGGGACGCUUUCGUGAGCGUGUCAAACGAUUUCUGCGAGGACGCGGAUGCAGAGCAGGACGUUGCCGGCAGCCGACGCAGCAUGUGAACAUCGUCCGUAUACCCUUUUAA
This is a messenger RNA of Spirometra erinaceieuropaei, 1518 nucleotides long. Lineage: Eukaryota; Metazoa; Platyhelminthes; Cestoda; Diphyllobothriidea; Diphyllobothriidae. The record is from the annotation of a GenBank genome assembly.